AUGCCAUAUUAUGGUACAUGUAAAAUGCCUGGUGACGUCUGGUGGGAUAUAACCAAUGAUAUCGAUCAAUUCCAAAAAAUGAUACCAGGUAAACAAGUGAUGAUCACGCAGAAUCCCUGGGGUUUCGAUAAAUACGGCCGAAAUCGAGGAGGGAUUUGUCAAAACGAAGGCAAAGAUGUGUGGACUGGUGUGAGUCCAGCCGGAUUUACUACAUAUUGGAAUCUAUGGACGAAUAAUUGCGCGUAUUUUAAGCAAAAGAAGAUUGGAUGGUUUGCACAUGUUUUCUCGGCUGAAUCCGAAUACAAUUUUGGCAUUUAUGGACAGUAUUCUGAUCUAUAUCCGUAUCCCAAACGAAUCGAUUUCAAUCCAAAACCAUGUUAA
Messenger RNA from Didymodactylos carnosus, 381 nucleotides. The record is from the annotation of a GenBank genome assembly. Lineage: Eukaryota; Metazoa; Rotifera; Eurotatoria; Philodinida; Philodinidae.